AUGGCGAACGAAGCCGCCAAGGCCUUGGAGGCCCUCCAGGUCUCCAAGACCAAGGAGCUCAAGGGAACCGAGAAGCGCGACUUUCUCAUCUCCCUCGAGAAGAAGUAUCAGCAGAAGUGGUCCGAGGACAAGAUCUUCGAGCAGGAUGCCCCCUCCAUCAAGGAGGUGCCCCUGCACUCCAUCUCCGCCGCGGAGCUUCGCGAGCAACAGCCCAAGUGGAUGGGAUGCAUGGCCUUCCCCUACAUGAACGGCCGUCUCCAUGCCGGUCACUUGUUCUCCGUGUCCAAGGUCGAGUUCGCCGCCGGUGUCGCCCGAAUGCAAGGCAAGCGUGCUCUUUUCCCCAUGGGAUGGCACGCGACCGGUAUGCCCAUCAAGGCCGUCGCCGAUAAGCUCAAGAACGAGGUCGAGUGGUUCGGCCGCGAUUUCGAGGGAUACAAGGAGGAGGAGCUCGUCGUCGACGACAAGCCCGCCGACGCCAAGGAGACCCGCGAGGACAUCACCAAGUUCUCGACCAAGAAGAGCAAGGCCAACGCCAAGACCGUCAAGGCCAAGUACCAAUUCCAGAUCAUGGAGGCCAUGGGCAUCCCCAGGCAAGAGAUUCACCUCUUUGCUGAUGCCUCCUACUGGUUGAGCUUCUUCCCUCCCCUCGCCCAGGAGGAUCUCACCAACCUCGGUUUCAGGAUAGAUUGGCGUAGAUCCUUCAUCACCACCGAUGCCAACCCUUACUACGACGCCUUCGUCCGCUGGCAGAUGAACCGCCUCAAGGAGCUGAACAAGAUCAAGUUCGGCAAGAGAUAUACCGUCUACUCCAUCAAGGACGGCCAGCCUUGCAUGGACCACGACCGUGCCGAGGGUGAGGGUGUCGGCGCUCAGGAGUACACCGGCCUCAAGAUGAAGGUUCUCGAGUGGGCUCCCAAGGCCGAGGAGGCUCUGAAGUCCAAGCUGCCCGCCGAUGCCAACGUCUUCCUUAUCCCCGCCACUCUCCGUCCCGAGACCAUGUACGGUCAAAACGCCGUCUUCGUCUCCCCCAAGAUCACCUAUGGUGUCUUCAAGGCUUCCGAAAAGGACUACUACGUCAUGACGACCCGCGCCGCCCGCAACAUGGCCUACCAGGGUCUUUUCGUAAAGGACGGCGUUAUCGACCAGGCCGCAGACAUUGAUGGAUCCGCAAUGAUCGGUACCCGCGUCCACGCUCCCUUCUCCAUCCACGAGUCUGGCGUCCGCGUUCUCCCUAUGGAGUCUAUUCUGCCCACCAAGGGUACCGGUGUUGUCACCUCCGUUCCCUCCGACAGUCCUGCCGAUUGGGUCAUGACCAUGGACCUCCGCAAGAAGGCCCCCUAUUACGGCAUUGAGCAGGAGUGGGCCGAGCUUGAGAUUAUCCCCAUCAUCGACACUCCCUCUGGUGACAUGAUCGCCAAGACUCUCGUCGAGCAGCUCAAGAUCGCGUCUCCUAAGGACACCGUCCAGCUCGAUAAGGCCAAGGAGACGGCCUACUCCGAGGGCUACUACAAGGGUAAGAUGAAGAUUGGCGAGUUCAAGGGCGAGUCCGUCGAGGCUGCCAAGCCCAAGGUUCGCCAGUCCCUCAUCGACCAGGGUCUUGCCUUUGCCUACUCCGAGCCCGAGCGCAAGGUCGUCAGUCGCUCUGCCGACGAGUGUAUCGUUGCGCUCAUGGACCAGUGGUACCUCGACUACGGAGAAGAGUCCUGGAAGAAGACCGCCCUUGACUGGGUCGAGAACGCCGACGGAAAGGGUCUCAACACCUUCAGCCCCGAGACCAAGAACGCCUUCCAGGGUGUCCUCAACUGGCUUAACCAGUGGGCUUGUGCCAGAUCGUACGGUCUCGGCUCCAAGCUUCCUUGGGACCCCCAGUUCCUUGUCGAGUCUCUCAGUGAUAGUACCAUCUACAUGGCCUACUACACCAUCGCACCCUACCUGCACAAGGACAUCUUUGGCAGAGAAAAGGGCCUUGGCAACUUCAGUGCUGAGCAGAUGACGGAUGAGGUUUGGGACUAUGUCUUCUGCCGACGUGAGUUCGACGAGAAGCUCCUUUCCGAGUCCAAGAUCCCCAAGGAGACCCUCGAGAGCAUGCGCCGCGAGUUCGAGUACUUCUACCCUCUGGACCUCCGCAGCUCCGGAAAGGAUCUGAUCGGCAACCACUUGACCUUCUUCCUCUACAUCCACCUCGCCAUGUUCCCUCCCGACUACUGGCCCAGAGGUAUCCGCACCAACGGCCACUUGAUGCUGAACGGUGAGAAGAUGAGCAAGUCGACCGGCAACUUCCUCACCAUGCAGGAUGUUGCCCGCAAGUUCGGUGCCGAUGCUGCCCGUAUUGGUCUCGCCGACGCCGGUGACACCAACGGUGACAGCAACUUCGAGGAGGACGUCGCUAACCAGGCUAUCCUCCGUCUUCACACCCUGAGAGAAUGGUGCGAAGAUGUCGUCAAGAACAAGAGCGAGCUGCGCACGGGCGAGUACAACUUCUUCGACAAGGUCUUCAACAACGAGAUGAAUGUCAUCGCCAAGGAGGCCAUCCAACACUACAGUGACACUUCCUACAAGUUGGCGCUCAAGGCCGCUUUCUACGAUUUCAACAACGCCCUGUCCUUCUACCGCGAGAGCAGUGUGUCGACCAAGAUGCACCACGACCUGGCUCUUCGCUACAUCGAGCUCCAGUCUCUCCUCAUCGCCGUCGUCGCGCCCCACUGGGCCGAGUCCGUGUGGAUCGAGAUCCUGGGCAAGCCCACUUCCAUCCAGCAGGCGACCUUCCCCGAGAUCCCCGAGACCGACGCCGGCCUCACGGCGGCGAGGAAGUACAUCUCCGUCACGGCGUCCAACGUCAACUCGGCCGAGUCCCUCCAGCUCAAGAAGAAGGCCAAGGGCAAGGAAACGGCGUUCGACCCCAAGAAGCCCAAGCGUCUCACCAUCUUCAUGAGCGAGCGCUUCCCGCAGUGGCAGCAGGCGUACAUCGACCUCCUGAAGGAGAUGUGGAACCCGGAGACCAAGUCGGUGGACGACAAGGCGCUCAACGGCAAGAUCGCCAAGAUGGGCGAGAUGAAGAAGGCGAUGCCGUUCGUGCAGGGCCUCAAGAGGCGCCUGCAGACGGGCGAGCCGGCCAGCGCGGUGCUGGAGCGCAAGCUCGCGUUCGACGAGAAGGCGGUGCUGGUGGACAUGAUCGACGGCCUCAAGCGCAGCGCCAACCUCGUCGAGGUGACGAUCCUGGCGGUCGAGGAGGGCAGCAAGAAGGGCACGGACCUCGUCACCGGGGCCGUGGUGGAGAACCUCGCGCCCAACGCCGAGGGCGCGGUCCCGGGCGCGCCGAACUUUUUGUUUGCGAAUGUGGAGUCAUCGUGA
Colletotrichum karsti is the source of this 3351-nucleotide messenger RNA. RefSeq names its product leucyl-trna synthetase. The transcript has 6 exons. Lineage: Eukaryota; Fungi; Ascomycota; Sordariomycetes; Glomerellales; Glomerellaceae. The record is from RefSeq and is a predicted model, not a curated record. Gene Ontology annotation, biological process: leucyl-tRNA aminoacylation. Gene Ontology annotation, molecular function: ATP binding; leucine-tRNA ligase activity; aminoacyl-tRNA deacylase activity. The coding region runs from base 1 to 3351 and encodes 1116 amino acids.